Molecule: messenger RNA, 1014 nt
Organism: Saimiri boliviensis boliviensis (Bolivian squirrel monkey)
Lineage: Eukaryota; Metazoa; Chordata; Mammalia; Primates; Cebidae
Gene: ARGFX
Product: arginine-fifty homeobox
Biological process (GO): regulation of transcription by RNA polymerase II
Cellular component (GO): nucleus
Molecular function (GO): RNA polymerase II cis-regulatory region sequence-specific DNA binding; DNA-binding transcription factor activity, RNA polymerase II-specific
Source: RefSeq, a predicted model, not a curated record
AUGAUGAACAGAAUGGCCCCACAGAAUCCCCAGCAAGACCCUUCCAUCAACAGGAAUGAUUCCAGCAUUAAGGUGAUAUCACCACAGGAUCCUGCUAGUCCAGGUUUCAUUCUGUCAUCCAAGCAUGAGUGUGGUGGAGCAGUCUCAGCUCACUGCAGCCUCAACCUCCCAGGCUCAAGUGAUCCUCCCACCUCAGCCUCCCAAGCAACUAGGACUACAGCAACAUGGAGAAGGCAUCAAGAACGUACUUCAUUCACCCACGAACAGUAUGAAGAGCUAGAAGCUCUGUUUAGCGAGACCAUGUUCCCAGAUAGAAAUCUUCAGGAGAAACUAGCUUUGAAACUCGACCUACCGCAGUCAACAAUAAAGGUUUGGUUCAGGAACCGGCGAUUCAAACAGAAAAAGCAGCAGCAGCAGCAACAACAACAACAACAGCAGCAGCAGCAGCAGCAGCAGCAGCAGCAAUCAGCAAUGCUACCAAACCAGAUCCUUCGAUCCAAAAAGGAUGUGCCCACCUUCCUGAGAACACCCAUCAUUUCUUAUGCUUUUUCUCCUGUGGUUUCAGAUUUCUACAGCUCCCUUCCACCUCAGCCCUUAGGCCCUUCCAAUUGGGCAUGGAACUCUACCUUCACUGAGAGUCCCACAAGUGAUUUCCAAAUGCAAGAUACUCAGUGGGAGAAGCUGGUAGCCUCAGUUCCUGCUUUGUACUCUGAUGCCUAUGACAUAUCCCAAGUCAUAGAACUGUAUGAUCUUCCUGAUGAGAAUGAGAUACCCAGCUCCUCUUUCCACUGUCUGUAUCAGUAUCUCUCACCCACAAAGCACCAGGUAGGAGGACAGGGUUCCUCUCUCAGCAUCUUUGCUGGUCCAGCUGUAGGCCUAUCUCCCAUACAAACCUGGCCCAGUAUGACAAGCCAAGGCUUUGAAGCCUACAGUCUAACAGACAGCCUAGAAUUCUAGAAAACCUCCAAUAUGCUAGCUGAUCCAAUAUGCUAUGCUAACUAAUAAAUAUGGACC